Oncorhynchus gorbuscha (pink salmon) is the source of this 1712-nucleotide messenger RNA. RefSeq names its product zinc finger and SCAN domain-containing protein 5B-like. The transcript is spliced from 2 exons. Gene Ontology annotation, biological process: regulation of transcription by RNA polymerase II. The record is from RefSeq and is a predicted model, not a curated record. NCBI's taxonomy places the organism in Eukaryota, Metazoa, Chordata, Actinopteri, Salmoniformes, Salmonidae. The coding region runs from base 88 to 1197 and encodes 369 amino acids. Gene Ontology annotation, molecular function: DNA-binding transcription factor activity; RNA polymerase II cis-regulatory region sequence-specific DNA binding.
CGGAAGUACUUAGUUAUUCUUGACUUCACAGUGGUCUAGUUAUCUACGUGUAUUUCAGGAAUAUCUUUUGCCCCAUAUAAUAGUCAAAUGAUGACUAAAUUACAAUAUCUGAAUGUGUAUCUAACUGAGCGUUUGAUGCAAGCCGCGGAGGAGAUACUUGGAGUGGUCGGAGACACGAUCUCCGAGUAUCAGGAAGAAAUAGCUCGGACGAAGAGAGAGAACCAAUACCUGAAACGACACUUGAUCACACCGGUCCUACCUGCUCCUCAGCCCAUUCUCUCUUGGGUCUCAGAGCAGCAAACUCCCCCUGAGCAACAGCACUGUGAGCAGGAGUGGAGCCCAAGUCUGGGGCAGGAGGACACAGAGCCCACACAGAUUAAAGAGGAACAGGGAGAACUCAGGACCCGUCAGGAGGAAGAGCAGAUUCAAGGGCCGGAGGCUGAUACCAAAGAAGACUCCAUAACCAUUCCUCCCUGUGUGAAAAGUGACUGUGAUCAGGAGCCACCUCAGUCCACACAUCUUCUCCAAACUGUGGAGAACAGAGAGAAGUACUCUCUACUGACCAACACAACUGGACAGAUCAAAACAGAACCUGAUGGAGAGGGCUAUGGAGUAUCACUAUCAGAACCAACCAGUGACUCCCCUCAGUCUCAGCCCCUCGCUGCAGUAAAUCCAGACUGUUCUAGAACACAGAGUGUGAACACUGAAAGUGUUCAGAGAGAUCCAGAAAGGAGACCAGAGGAGGACACACAGACACACUCAUGUACUCAGUGUGGUGCCGUGUUCUGUGAGCUUUCCCAACUGAAGGCACACAUGCUAUCCCACACAGAACCACACAGUGGUGACACUAGUCACAGGCAAAUCCUCUGCACAGUCUGUUGGAAGUCAUUCACCUCUACCAGUUACCUCAAGGUCCACAUGUGUUCUCACAAUAAGGAGAAGCCCUUCCACUGUGGUGUGUGUGGCAAGAGUUUCAGCUACUCAGGGAGGUUCAGAGAGCACCAACGCAUCCACACGGGAGAGAGACCGUACCGCUGCCACGUGUGUGGUAAACGCUUCAACCGGUCUACCCAUCUGAAGACCCACCUGAGGGUCCACACAGGGGAGAAACCCUACUCCUGUCCUGUCUGUGGAAAAGGGUUCAGUCAGUCCAGCCAGAUCAAAGGACACCUCAGAACUCACACCCGAGGAAGGUAGGAGAACGAUGCCUUGGAGUGGAAAGACCCCAUGAGGGGAUAGACGGAGCUUUCUGUUCUCACAGUGCCCAGCUUUUAGGAAGAGAAAGGGGAAGACAUUACUUCUCUUCAAUGCUACUAAUUCUAUGUACACUACAUGGCAAAUAUGUGGACACCCCUUCAAAUGAGUGGAUUUGGCUAUUUCAGCCAAUCCCGUUGCUGACAGGUGUAUAAAGUGUACUUUUAGUUGACUUUCAAAGUGACACCAUCAUAAGAUGCCACCUUUCCAGCAAGUCAGUUUGUCAAAUUUUUAGAGCUGCCCCAGUCAACUGUAAGUGCAGUUAUUGUGGUAGGCCAUACAAACUCACAGAACGGGACCGUUGAGUGCUGAAGCGCAGAGUGCAUAAAAACGCUUGUCCUUGGUUGCAACACUCACUACCAAGUUCCAAACUCUGGGUGCAACGUCAGCACAAGAACUGUUCGUCGAGAGCUUCUUCAUUAAAUGGGUUUCCAUGGCUGAGCAGCCGCACACAAGCC